Eremothecium cymbalariae DBVPG#7215 is the source of this 729-nucleotide messenger RNA. It is a transcript of the gene BNA7, whose product is annotated as arylformamidase. The transcript has a single exon. NCBI's taxonomy places the organism in Eukaryota, Fungi, Ascomycota, Saccharomycetes, Saccharomycetales, Saccharomycetaceae. The record is from RefSeq and is a predicted model, not a curated record. The coding region runs from base 1 to 729 and encodes 242 amino acids.
AUGAGUAACCCAUCAUUCGAAACUACUGCAAUCUUCCACGAAGGUAGCUCAGAGGCGGUUAUCUAUAUCCAUGGAGGUAUCUGGACAUCAACGAAUAAUACGCCUGAUGAUUUCUUAAAAUUAAGUGGAUACAUCAAGUUUGAAGCAAAAGAGUUGUCACAGUAUUCAAUUGAUUAUAGGCUCUCUCCGGAAGUUAUGCAUCCUACCCAUCUGCAAGACUGUCUUUCUAACAUAUAUAAGCUAGUGAAGGAAAAGCAUAUCUCCAAAUUACAUCUAGUGGGCCAUUCGGUAGGUGCUACCUUAUGUUGGCAACUUGUUACUGCUUCAGAUGACGACGAGCUCCAUAAUCAAACAUUCCUAGAUGCUCAUCAAUUGGCUGAAGUGCAAUCUAUUGUAAAAAAUGUGUUUCUAGUGAGUGGGAUAUAUUCUCUAAACGAGUUGAUUGAUGAAUAUCCAGCUUAUAAAUCUUAUGUUGAAGACGCCUUUGAAUCUAUAGACGAUUUUGAAGAUCCUAAGGUGGGUUACGAAAAGUUAUGGCCCUACGUUAGAUUGCAUCUCAUAUAUUCCUACAAAGAUGAAUUAGUUAGUAAAAGGCAGUCAAACUAUUUGAUGGAUAUCCUGCAAAUGAAUGGUAUCCCAUUCAGUGCCUACUUUGACAACCUGGGUCAACAUGACGACGUCUAUGAAUCCAAGAAACUUUCUAAAUAUAUUAUCAAGCAGUUACGAUAA